ACACAGCAGCAGAUUUUUGAAAAUACUCCUGUACACGGCGGUACACGGUCGUCGAUAGGGCUGUGUUCGACGUAUUUAAUGUUUUUGAAGUCUGUUAGAAAUAUCUUAAUUUAGUGGUUUCUUACGGUAAAGCAGAAAAUGACAGAAGAAUCAGCUGUUAAAGUUUGCGUGCGAAUCCGCCCGUUUGUUGCCAGGGAAGAAAAUGCUUCUGAGAACUCUGAGCCUGUCCAGUUUUGGAAAGCGGACAAAAAAUCAAUUCAUCAGAUUGACGAUGGAAGCUCCAACAGAAGUUUUACUUUUGACAGGGUGUUCACUGCUGAUGAAACAACCCAUCAGCUCUACCAGACUAUCGCAAAGCCUCUGGUUGUUUCCACUGUGGGAGGAUACAAUGGAACAAUAUUUGCCUAUGGGCAGACUUCUUCUGGAAAGACCUUCACUAUGAUGGGUGGGGACCAUAACCCCGGAGUCAUUCCUCUAGCUGUGGAAGAGGUCUUCCAAUCGAUUAAAAAUUUUCCAAACAAGGAGUUUCUUCUCAGAGUUUCCUACAUGGAAAUCUACAAUGAGACUGUGACGGAUCUGCUUGUUGACAGCUGGAAGAGAAAACCUCUGGAAGUUCGUGAAAGCAUUAAUAAGAACAUCUGUGUUGCUGAUCUGACUGAGGAGCUUGUCACUACUUGUGCACAAGCUCUUGCCUGGGUCCGGAAAGGAGAAAAAAACCGUCACUAUGCAAAGACUAAAAUGAACCAGCGUAGCAGUCGCUCGCAUGCCAUAUUUCGUAUGAUCUUAGAAAGCCGUGAACGGAGUGACCCAGCAUCAAGCGACACUGCUGAUGGAGCCAUUAUUGUGUCUCAUUUGAACUUAGUGGAUCUAGCUGGAUCUGAGAGAGCAAGUCAAACAGGAGCUGAAGGAGCUCGCUUCAAAGAAGGUUGCAACAUAAACCGCAGUCUCUUCAUGCUUGGUCAGGUGAUGAAGAAGCUGACUGAUGAAAGCCAGAAGGGUUUCAUCAACUACAGAGACAGCAAGUUAACUCGCAUCCUGCAGAACUCGCUGGGUGGGAACGCUAAAACGGUCAUCAUCUGCACCAUCACUCCUGCCACUCUAGAGGAGACUCUCGGCACUUUGCAGUUCGCCAGCACUGCAAAGAAAAUGAAGAACGACCCACACGUGACGGAGGUGUCGGACGACGGGGCUUUGCUCAAAAGGUAUCGCAAUGAGAUCGUAGAGCUGAAGCAACGGCUUCAAGAGGUUUCUUCAGUCUCGCAGACCACCGUGACGGAAAAGGAGGCUCUGUCUCAGCUGCUCCAGGAAAAAGAUCAGCUCCAGAGAGAACAGGAGGACCGCAUCAAAAACCUGACCAAACUGCUCGUGACCAGUUCAAAUCAGGUUUUUGUCCAAAAGGUGCCUAAACGCAGGAUAACGUGGGGAGGAAAGAUGGUCAAACUUGCUGGCAAGGCUCCAUUUGAUGAUCAUCAUGAUGAUGAUGAUGGUGAUUUACCAGACAUGAGCUUUGCAGGACCUUUCGGUCGUAGGACGAAGAUGCCCGUCUCUUCUCUGACUGAGCUGAGUGAAGCUGAAUACUUUGACUCCCAAUGGGGGACGCCAGAGGAGCCGUUUGAUGAAACUGAGAUGAAUGAGAGCUCGGUGACUGCGCGCAGCCACAGAGACAGUUUUAGAGAUUGGGUGAGCCCCAGUCAGUCACGUGAGCUGUCGGAGAAAGUGUCCCAGUUGGAGUUGCAGCUGGAAGUGGAAGUUCAGCAGAAAGAGGAAGCCAUGAAAAGGGCAAACCUUUUAGAUGAUAGACUUGCAGAGCUGCAGCUGCAGCUUCAAUCAGAAGCUCUGCAGAAACGCGAAGCAGCGGAGAAAAUGGAAUCAGCAGGGCAGAAGUUGGCCGACCUGGAGCGGCAGCUGCAGGAGCAGAGCCAAGCUGAUGCUAAACAGAUGGUGAGGGAAUUUGCAGAAACCAUUCAGCUGUGUGAAACUUUGGCCACGGAGAAGGACCAGAUCAUAGCUGAGAGGGACUACCUGAAACAGGAGCUGGGGAUGUUCAUGGAGCAAACGCAACACCUGGAGAAAGAGAAAGCUGCGCUGUCGCAGGAGCUGAAGGAGAUCAACGACCUGGACGAGUUUGAGUCGCUGGAGGAGAGGAUCAACAAGGAUCUGGAGACCGAGUUACGCAGUGAAAUCUGUAGCCUGAAGGAAGCCGUUAAAUCAUCUGAAGCACAGCGCCUCGAGCUUCAGAACAAACUUCAGGCAUUGUCUGAGGAGCUGAAUAAGAAAACCGAGUUUGCUGAAGAGCUUCAGAAGAUGAGCGGUAAGGACUUGGUGCAGGAGGUCGCCACGCUGCGUCGCUCUCUGGAUGAUGCGGAGGGGGUGAGCAGGGAUACGAAGAAGGAAUGGGCAUUCCUCCGGAGCGAAAACAUGAGUUUGGAAGAGUUAAAUGGGACCCUGACUGCCAAACAGGAGAAAAUGGAGUCUGAGAUGAACGAUCUGCUUUUACAACUUAAGACCGAGAAAUCUCGCUACAAAAAGAUGCAGAGUGAUCUCCAGAAGGAGCUGAACAUUGCUUUUGACGAAAACACCAAACUCUCCACUCUGCUCGAUGGCAACGUCCCCAAAAGUCUGACUGACGGUCUGGAACUGGAGAGAACUGUGACCCGGCUGGAGAAGGAGCUGACGGCUUCACGUGAAGCAGGGGAGACGCUCCGAGCUGAGCUCCAGACGCUGGCUUCAUUUAAGACUCUUCCAGAUCAGGUGGAGAACUUGACAAAACAGGUUUGUGACUUGACUGAGGAGUUGCAGUGUGUUAAAACCGAGAGGGAUGACCUGCUCUCAGGUCAAACUCGGAGUGACCUGGAGGCCCGGCAGUUCAGCGAGGAGAAUCCGAAAAUUCAAGCAGAUCUCGGCGUUUCUGCUCAGGAGGAAGAGCUGAGGCCGCAGCUGGAUUCACUCCGCCCAGCGCAAGAGCGAUCCGAGGAAGAGAAGAGUCGGCUCGUUGCUUUCCUUCAAGAACGAGACUUGGAGAUAAAGCAACUGAGAGAAACGCUUGAGUGGGAGCAUGCAGAGAAGGAGGUUCUUCUGUCGGAACUGCGUGGUUCUGCUCAGAGCUCUGCAGACGAGUCUGAAAAGCUGAACUCCACCAUAACGUCUGUGAGUGCAGAAAGAGACCAGCUGAGAAUGCAGCUGCAGACACUUGUGGACAAGGCCACAGAGACGGACGUUCUGCUGCAGUCUCUCCAACAAGAGCUCAAAGAACAGAAGCAGAAGAUCUUUGAUCUGAUGAGAACGUCUGAGCAGAAGGAGUGUGAAUUACAGGAGCAUAUAUCAAAGCUAUCCCAGGAGCUCCAGGGAACACGCGAUGAAAACCGGGCUCUGCAGGAGAGCGCCGCAGAGGAGGCGGAGAAGCUGCUCUCUGCAGUGGCUGCUCUCACGGCAGAAAGAGAUGAGCUCAAAAACGACCUGCGGGGAAACAUAGAUAUGAUGAUUGAAAAUCAGGAGGAGUUGAGGGCGGCUUUGGAGAAAAACCAGGACCAAAGGAAGAAGAUCAAACUCCUGGAAUCUGAAAAGGCACGGAAUGAACCUCCUCCUGAUUUUAAUUCACAGCUAGAGGAGCUGCAGGGAAAGAUUAAGACUCUAACUGAGGAGCUUGAGCCUGUGCUAGCGGAGAGAGACGCACUGAUGCUAGAGAAGGAGUCCAACCGUCAGACGGAGGAGAUGGAGAAGCUGCUGAGCAGAGUUUCGUCCCUCAGCCAGGAGAGAGAUCAGCUGCAGGAGGCGCUGGAAGGGCAGAGAGAGGAGAAGAAGCGGCUCAGAGAAGAGCUGGAGGACCGGAUACAGACGAUGCAGUGUGACUUCCUGCAGCAGCAGCAGCUCACCUCUGAGCCACAGCUGCUGAUGGAGAUCCAAGAGAAUCACCAACUCCAGAUGGAUCAGCUGGAGAAGAUGUUGGAGAACGCAAAAGAGGAGACGAGUCGGUUAAAGUUUGACCUACAAGACAAAGUCAAGCUAAUUGCUGAGAAACAGGAGAACCUGGACGUGUCUGAGGAGAAGAGCAGAGUCCUGCAGGAGGAGCUCGCAGCUCUGAAGCUUCAGACGGAAGUGCUGGAGAGCAGGAAGAAUGAGGCAGAGGGGACAGUCCAGUCUCUCAAGUCCAGAGUCCAAGUGUUGACUGCAGAGGUGGAAUCCGUAGGAGUAGAGCGGGACAAUCUGCUGUCUGAGAAGGAAUCGAUCAGUCGGAGUCACUUGGAGGAGAUGGAGAAGCUGCGUUUGUCUCUCAGCGAGGAGAACAACCAGCUGCGGGAGGAGCUGGAAGGACUGAGAGAGGAGAAGCAACUCAGAGAAGAGCUGGAGGACCGGGCGGAGAUGCUCCAAGCUGAGAUAGGAGAGCUGAAUAUAACUCUAAAGACUCUUACUGAGCAGAACCAGCAGCAGCUGGAGAAGGUAUCAUCAACACAGGAGCUUCUAAAGACCGCCCAAGACGAGCUCUGUGAACAGAGGAGGGUGAAGUCUGAUCUGGAGGAACGGAUGGAGGAGAAGGAGUCUCGCUUAAGUCUAAAGAUAAAUGAUCUGGUGCAGAGUCUGAGGGGCGUUGAAGCUGAGAGGGAUGAUCUGCUCCGUGAGAUGCAGACGAGUCAGCAGACCUUCAAGGAGGAGCUGCAGGAGGCGCUGAGCAGAGUUUCGUCUCUCGGCGAGGAGCGGGCUCAGCUGCAGGAGGCGCUGGAAGGCUUGAGGGAGGAGAAGCAACUCAGAGAAGAGCUGGAGGACCGGGCGGAGAUGCUCCAAGCUGAGAUAGGAGAGCUGAAUAUAACUCUAAAGACUCUUACUGAGCAGAACCAGCAGCAGCUGGAGAAGGUAUCAUCAACACAGGAGCUUCUAAAGACCGCCCAAGACGAGCUCUGUGAACAGAGGAGGGUGAAGUCUGAUCUGGAGGAACGGAUGGAGGAGAAGGAGUCUCGCUUAAGUCUAAAGAUAAAUGAUCUGGUGCAGAGUCUGAGGGGCGUUGAAGCUGAGAGGGAUGAUCUGCUCCGUGAGAUGCAGACGAGUCAGCAGACCUUCAAGGAGGAGCUGCAGGAGGCGCUGAGCAGAGUUUCGUCUCUCGGCGAGGAGCGGGCUCGGCUGCAGGAGGCGCUGGAAGGCUCGAGGGAGGAGAAGAGGCAGCUCGGAGAGGAGCUGGAGGACAGGACACGCAUGAUGUCGGCCGUUCAGGAAAAGCUCAGCCAGCAGGAGGAGUGGAGCCUGCAGCUUCAAGAACGAGACGCUGAGCUGAAACGUGAAGUGCAGCACCUCGAGGAGGAGCUGCAAACGCAAACGGAGCAACAAGCACGCGCUAAAGCUGAAGCCGACGCCUCUCAGCUGAUGCUUACUGAAGCUAAAGCCACCAUCUCGACCCUGAAACAGCGACUUGACGGCUUGGAGCAGAACGCCGAAGGAGUUGAGGUGAUCUCGUCACAGCUGCAGGACUCCUCUUCUCAGCUUCAGGAGUGCUUUGGAAGAUUCCAAGAAUUGAAAGACACCAUCUCCAAAUACAAGUCGCCGGACAAGGCUCUGAGGAGACAACGCUCUCUGAUGAACGCGUUGCUGAGCUCUCUGCCUAGAGCCACUGUGGCUUCCUACGGUGCCGUUCAUCAGCUGGGGAUGCAGACAGUACAGAGCUUCCUAGACAUUCGGAUGAGACUCCACCUGCAAGCAGUCGACUGCAAGAGGCUGUUUGAGGAGUUGGUGAGGAAAGACCUGGCCAUUUUCGAGGAGAAGAGAGUGCAGGACCUGCUGCUGUCCAGAGCAGAAGCCCCCCCGCACGCCAUCGGGGACGUGGACUUCCGCUCGCUUUGGGGACCGAGACUCUCCGAGUUGCUGGACAAACGGCGGCUUCACCUGCAGAAGAUGCAAAGCAUCGCGGAGAAGCUCCAGAGCAACACGGCCGCUCAUGUCGACAAUGAAAGAGCUGAGAUCUGUGAGGAAGAGAAGUUCACGGAGCAGCUAGAGGGGGCGAUUAGCAGCCAGCCUAUCAGCUUCCCUAACCUGGACUGCGUUCUGAGCCAAGAGGCGGGCCGCAGAUCUGCAACCGUCCAAACGAGCAGGCUGUCUCUACAGCUCCUCGUAAGCGAGCAGAACAACCUGUUGGAUGAGCUGAAGCAGCUGGAGGUGGAAGGAGAAUCUCAGCUCAGAGAAGAGAAAAGCAAAAGUGCCACUCUGCUGCGAGCGCUGGAAGGAGCUCCUCUGAAGAAGGAGGUCUCACUGCUGAGGGACAACCAGCAGCUCGUCCUCCAGCUCCAGCGGGCUGAAGAAACCAUCAAGAUGCUGCAUGUACAGAAGGAAGAGCUGGAGGAAAUUCGGAUGGAAGCCAACCACAGCGUGUCCCAGCACAAGGAGGCCACUCAGCUCCUGCAGACGGAGCUGCAGGACAGCCGCGCCCUCGUCCAGGAGAAGGACGACACCAUCCAAACCCUGAAGAACAAACUACGAGCGUCUGAAACAAACGCACCGCCCAGCGCAGCCGAGCAGGAAAGACUCCGCCACAAGGUGUUCCAAAUGGAGCUGAAGCUUAACUUGGCAUCAGAUCAACACAAACUCGAGAUCCAGAGGAUGAACACCGUGUUGAGGGAGAAGGAGGCGUCGCUGCGGAGUUUGAAGGAGGCUCUGAGGAAAUUGCAGCAGCAGGGAGAGGAGCCUGUUCUGCAGGGUAAGGAACUUUAUGCUAGACUCACCAAUCCCAGAGAAGUAGUGAUCGAGAGCAGCAUCGCACUGGAGAAGACCAAGCUGGAAGAGAAGGUCCAGCAGCUUCAGCUGAAAAUUACAGAACUCGAGAGCGUCGGGUUGGGUCAGAAGGCGGAGAUCAGCAAGUGGAAGAGUCGAGCCAUCAAGCUGAAAAGGAAGAGCAAAGCCGAGGUAGACAGGACACCGCCCAGCAGUCCCACCAAGAGGGGUUACACUUUCUCUUCAGAUUCUGACCACCACCUCAACUCGCCCAAGAACAAAAUCCUAGUGACUCCUAAAAAUGUUCUGGAGUCUCCCCAAAAGCCGCUGGACUCUCCAAAUAUGUCCCUGCUUGAUACCCCUAAAAACAAGUUCCUUGACAUGGCUGGAGGCUCAGACCUGCUGUCCAGCGGCUUUCCCAAAGAGUUCUUUGAUAACUCGAGCCUCGGAGCCUUUGCAGAUAAAGAUGGCCCAAAGGAGGUGAGCUGGCCUUGGUCUCCCAAAGAGGAGGAGAUGUGCAAAACGCAAUAAGAUUUUGAAAUGUGCAAUGUUUUUCCCUCCACUGUCUUUUUUGUUGUUUUAACCAGAAAAUUAAUAAAGUUUCACCCUUCAGUUCCUAA
This is a messenger RNA of Nothobranchius furzeri (turquoise killifish), 7310 nucleotides long. RefSeq names its product centromere protein E (gene cenpe). Gene Ontology annotation, cellular component: microtubule. Gene Ontology annotation, molecular function: microtubule binding; ATP binding; microtubule motor activity. Lineage: Eukaryota; Metazoa; Chordata; Actinopteri; Cyprinodontiformes; Nothobranchiidae. Gene Ontology annotation, biological process: microtubule-based movement; mitotic cell cycle. The record is from RefSeq and is a predicted model, not a curated record.